Messenger RNA from Lineus longissimus, 1568 nucleotides. Its product is annotated as carboxylesterase 5A-like. NCBI's taxonomy places the organism in Eukaryota, Metazoa, Nemertea, Pilidiophora, Heteronemertea, Lineidae. Bases 6 to 1568 code for a protein of 520 amino acids. The transcript has a single exon. The record is from RefSeq and is a predicted model, not a curated record.
CCACGAUGGAAGCUUCCUAUUUAUUCGUCACUUCCCUGUGCAUUGCCAGUGUUCUUUCUAUAAACCACAAACUCCUCAACUACAUAACCGUGAACUCUAAUGUCGGGAUCAUUCGAGGAAGUAAAGAAUCGGCACGUAUCUUUGGACGAGACCACACAGUGAACGUCUUCCGUGGUAUACCCUAUGCCGAACCUCCCGUAGGGGUGCUCAGAUUCAAACGGCCCAUUUCAAAGACUGUCUUCCUCGACGUGUUUAAUGCUACAAAAUAUGGAGAUAUUUGCAUGCAGCCCUACUACCCGGAAUUGUCAAGUAACUUCCCCCAGAGUGAGGAUUGCCUAUCCCUGAAUGUAUAUGCCCCAGGUGGGUCAAAUGCUACCAACAAAAAGGCUGUGAUGGUGUUCAUCCACGGCGGUGGUUGGGUGAUUGGAGACGGCCGUGGCUAUAAUGGCAUACAGUUUGCUGGAUUUGGAGACGUGGUAUUGGUCACUUUGAACUACAGGUUGGGACCGUUUGGUUUCCUCAGUACGGAGACUGCCGAUUUUCCAGGUAACAUGGCGCAAUUUGAUGAGCUAUUAGCACUUCAAUGGGUCAAGAGCAACAUUGCCGAUUUCGGAGGUGAUCCAGAUGUUGUGACCGUGUUUGGCGAAUCUGCAGGAAGCUUUGAUACAACUUUGCAUGCUAUAUCACCAUUGUCGGCAGGGCAGGGAUUGUUCCACCGCUGCAUUCCCGAGAGUGGCUCAACCAUCGUUCCAUUUCCGAAACACCCAACUAUUGUAGAGAAUCAUCUUGAACGUGCGAAAGCACUUGCCAAGCUUGUAGGAUGUACGACUGGUGACUUGAACAACAUGGUGAAGUGCAUGCAGACAACGAGACCAGGGGAUAUUCAAACCAACUCCCAGAAGAUGGUUGCUAGUGGCUUCGCUGAUUCAGUAUGGGGGCCUCGAGUGGAUGGUGACUUCAUUCCCGCACCGCCACAUGAUCUCUUCGCUGACCCACAUCUGAGCGCUUACUCCGGGUUCAAGGACAUCGACUUACUGAUUGGGUCAAAUAGUGCUGACGGAGAUGUUUUCCUUCCUGGUGCAUUCGAAGAAAUGGUAAACACGGGACUUUUACCAAUCAAUCUCUCCAUGUCCAAGGAGUCCCUCGUCAAAGCCAUGCAGAAAAUCUUUGAAGGUGUGCCGAAUGAAAAUGGUGUUAUUAAAGCCAUUAUUCAAGGGUAUGUUCCCCCUAUUGAAAUAAGUGGGCAAGAUGGUCGAGACCUCAUGGUGGAUAUGCUGUCGGACAGCGUCUUUAUCAUGCCAGCCAUUGCAUCAGCCCAAACCCACGAAAAGAUGUCACGAGAAGCCAAGACCUUCAUGUACUUUUUCGAUUUCGUUGACCCUUCUGCACCCAGCUCCACCUAUCGACCGGAGAAAGCAGCUCAUGCGGCGGAGUUGUCAUUUCUGUUCAACUACCCCCUCGAGGAUUCCUACACUCAGAUUAACCAGUCAUGGAACAUCACUGACAAUGACAGGCAGCUCAGCAAGGCGAUGCUUUCGUAUUGGACCAAUUUUGCCAAAUUCGGGUAA